Beta vulgaris subsp. vulgaris (sugar beet) is the source of this 1294-nucleotide messenger RNA. RefSeq lists its product as uncharacterized. NCBI's taxonomy places the organism in Eukaryota, Viridiplantae, Streptophyta, Magnoliopsida, Caryophyllales, Amaranthaceae. The transcript has 9 exons. The record is from RefSeq and is a predicted model, not a curated record. The coding region runs from base 157 to 1002 and encodes 281 amino acids.
AAUUUUUACCAGAACUUUGGAUAUCUCGAAAUUUAAUGUACACAUCAAUGUUGCCAAAAAACGGCUAAGCCUAAACGUUUUCUGGGUUUCAUACUUUCAUAGUUUCAUUCCCUCCACCUGUUUCUCUCUCUCCUACUCUUUCUUUCGACUCUUGCUAUGGCUGCCAGUAGCUUGAGUUUUUCAAACGCACAAAUCUUGAGCUCGAAGCUUAACCAUAAGAGCAGCUAUUGUAUGCCAUCCUUCCGAUGUGUUAUACAAGCAGGAAGCAGGCAGAAAUUAUGGAGACAUUCUGCUCUGGUAAUGUCACAAAGUUCACAUAGAGAAUCGAGUAUUUGCUGUGCACAAUCAUCAUCGGUCACGGAAAAUGAGCCAGCAGCUUUAGGAUUAGAAGUGAGAGAGGAGCAGAGGGGCUUUUCUGGUUCUGUUGUUAGCCAACUUAUUCCAAAUUCAGAUCAGGUGAACUUUCUGCUAACAGAAAUAUGUGAUACAACCUCAAUUGCAGAAUUUGAACUGAAACUUAAUGGCUUUCACCUCCAUGUGACGAGGGCCCUGUCUGCGGGUGUUGAGCCUCCUCCUCCACCACCUGAUUAUGUUUCUACGAGUGCAAACACAAUAGCAGAGACACCUUCUCUGAAUGGUCCAGUCUCACCAUCUUCACUAGCCAUCACCAAGGCAGGGCCUUUAGAGUUAACAUCUAGCACUUUGCUAGAGAGAGCUGCAGAUGAAGGAUUCGCAAUAAUUCAAUCGCCAAAAGUUGGGUUUUUCCGGAGAUCUCGAACCAUAAAAGGGAAGCGUGCACCUCCUGCUUGCAAAGAGAAGCAGGUAGUUAAGGAGGGACAAGUGAUCUGCUACAUUGAACAGCUCGGUGGCGAGAUACCAGUUGAGUCUGAUGUAUCUGGUGAAAUCACAAAGAUCCUAUGCAAGGAAGGCGAACCUGUGGGCUAUGGAGAUGCUAUAAUUGCAAUCCUCCCAUCGUUUCCUGGAAUAAAGAAGCUCUCGUAAGCUACCGUCUAGUGGUGGAAGAUUGGUGUACAGGAUACUGAAAGAUGCAAGGAGCAUUGAUGCUUCACAAAUCGGAACCUACCUUGCUUUGCUCCAAGAAACUGCUGCUUUUUUUCCUUCAAAUUUCAAUUGUUUAUUGGAUUUUCCAGUAGUAUUUCCUACCUCAUUUUGGUUGGGAUUGAAUAAUGUUGUUCAUCCUUUUCACCUUCUGUAAUUAUACUACACUUUUUUCACCAUGCUAGAAUGAAUUUUUUUUAGCCUUUUCAUUGGACAACAAAACGUACUUAACUCA